UAUCCUGUUCUUUCAGUUCAGGUAUCAGACUUCUUGACCGUUGCUAUCCUGGAACGGACGGCAACACUGCUUCUCUGAGACGAAAGCAUCGAGAGGCCUUUCUCAUAGCUGAACGCUGACCAGCUUCAUACCAUCACUUCUCUUCGACUCUUCUCCGCUAUGCCUUGCUAAGGCCUUUUCUAGUCCUGCCGGACUUGUGCGUCGUUCUGCCCAUCUACCACCAGCUUGCGUCGCUGAAUCGCCGAGCUCAUAUACACUCGAUACACUCCCCCCUCUUCGUCUUCCCCAAGAUUACCAUGAUGGCACAACAAGAAGACGACAAGCACUCACAUCCUAAGUUCCGUAGCGCCGCGCUGGAAUAUCCCUCCGUGGACAACUACUCGGAACAUCGUAGUCCGCAGUACAAGGUCUCAAACGAGCCCUCCUCCUCCAUCGCUGACCGCCGGGUCGCCCCCAAUAUGCCAUACUUCGAGCCAACAUAUACCUCGGACCUUGACGAUGAUGGCGACUUCGACAUGAUCUCUCACGGUGAGGUCGCUGCCUCCAGGACUACCUCGGAGACAGCGGGAUCCGACGACACUGUCAUCAAUUCACUCGCUACUAUAGCCAUGGCUACAGAUCCAGUUGUCACCGGAUCUGCUUUGACCAUGGACAAUAUGAACCUCCUCGAUACACAGUUGCCCCUUGGUACCAUGAGCACCUAUCGGUGGAUUUGGGGCCAGGCUUGCCCUGGUGGCUUCGACAUCAAGGACAACUCGUCCAAGGACAGCAUGAAGGUCCACAUCUCGCACUCGCGUGUUAGCAGAGCUACAGACACCCUUGAGAACGAGUAUGGCAUGGCCAACCAUCCUUCCGAAGCUUUCAUCACUUGCGCCGGUGACUGGGCCGACGUUGCUGCCGGUUCCGCCCCCGCGGCACUCCACUUGGAUAUCUAGUGCGAUGGUCUUGUUAGCUUUUCUUCUUGUCCGUUACGGCUUGCC
Messenger RNA from Colletotrichum phormii, 980 nucleotides. RefSeq lists its product as uncharacterized. NCBI's taxonomy places the organism in Eukaryota, Fungi, Ascomycota, Sordariomycetes, Glomerellales, Glomerellaceae. The transcript is spliced from 2 exons. The record is from RefSeq and is a predicted model, not a curated record. The coding region runs from base 297 to 935 and encodes 212 amino acids.